Molecule: messenger RNA, 2649 nt
Organism: Porites lobata
Lineage: Eukaryota; Metazoa; Cnidaria; Anthozoa; Scleractinia; Poritidae
Source: the annotation of a GenBank genome assembly
AUGCGCUCCCUGGUUAUCUCAGUACUGUUGUACACCUGCGAAACCUGGACACUGACAGCGGACAUCCUGAAGAAAUUACAGGCCACUGAGAUGAGAUGCUUUAGGAAACUGCUUGGCAUCUCAUACAGUGACCUCAUCACUAACGAUGCAGUCAGAGACAGAAUCAGACAAGCCGUUGGGCCGUAUGAUGACAUCUUAAACACGGUACAGAAACGCAAGUUAAAGUGGUUUGGGUAUGUAUUAAGAACAGCAGGACUUGCCAAGACAAUUUUACAAGGAACAGAGCUAGGAGGGAGAAGGAGGGGCUGACAGAAGAAGAGUUGGGCAAAUAAUAUUUCUGAGUGGACACGUCCUAGGAAAAUCUGAAUCAAAACUAAAUGGAGGAAAGGAUUGCUUGGUCCUUGGCGCCCAUACGGUCACCAUGACUACGAGAUAGGUGCAAGGAGCAAGACUUGUUUAUCCCAAUUAAAUACCGCAGCGGAAAUUCCACGCUUCGCCCGCACUUUAUGAGGAAUGUUUCGGUAUGAUUGUAGCCUGCAUAGCAGACGCCAGUUUGUUUUUUAGGGCGAAGAAAGAAAUUCCAAGGAAGUGUGUUCCCUUCGCGCGGCCUCGAAAAAAAAUAACCGGCGCUUGCUACGUAAGCUACAUAAUUAUAUCAUUCUCUUUGCAAUCAGCAAACGUUCUACGUUGUUAGGGUACUUAGCAAUUCAAAUAAUAUAAUAAUAAUAAUAAUAAAUGUUAUUAUUAUUAUUAUUAUUAUUAUUAUUAUAAAAUAAUUUUUGUAAAAAAUUUUAACAUAAAAACAAAAAUAAUGAAAGAAAGAAAGAAAAAGAAACCGGUACAUUGUCCAAUCUGUGUGCUGAAACGUUGUCACCUCCCUAUAUUUCGAGCCCAAGCCUAAUUUAUCGAAGACACUUGAAUUGAAGGUUUGCUUAUGCGACUUGUUAUUUUUGUAAGCACUAUUUUAAAACAUAAGCAAGCGAAUAUUAACGUUAAAAGCCGACGUUUCGGUAUAAUCAUGACACCAUUCUCACGGCAAAAUGAAUAAAUAAUGCGAAGAUUUGAUUUCUAUAGUCUCUAUAAAUUAGCAUAAGAACAAAGGAUCACAAGUUCUUCAAGUGAAUACCUUUGCGCGAAUCGAGUCCGCCUGCACGUUUAGGGAUGGUUUGAGUUCUCUUAUAAAGAGCAUCUCCUUAAUUAGGCAAUCAAAUUUGUUAGAGCCUUUAGUGAGCACGUGAAAUUGUUCUGAAAGAACAGGUGGUACGCCCGAGUUAUGUUCGCUAAAAUAAUGUUUACAAAUUGACGACCAUUUCUGUUUGUGUCCAUCAACACGUUCGUGGAGGUGGCCGCGAGUAUAACCAACAUAUCCUGCAUCGCACAGGUUACAUUGAAAUUGAUAAACUAAACAUUGUUGGUUAACAAUAGCUGGCUUGACUUCUCGAAAUUUAAGGUCUUCGUUGAGAUUUCUGCUGAUGAACACAGGCUGAAUAGUGGUCGUGAUUUUUAAGCUGAGGUCUGUGAGACCUUUGCAGCUAAAUUUACUGAAUAUUACAGUAUCCGAUUAUUACGUGUCCUGGUCAAAGGUGAAAAGAAAGGAAAGGAGCCGUCCGUUUUUAUUUGUUUGUUUUUUUGUUUUACCUUGCAAAAUUAAUCAAUCGCGGAGCAUUUGGUUCUAUCGUGUCAGUGUCAUGUCUGGAGUCUGAAACAAGCCCGGGAAGUCUGUGUAGAUCUCCAUGAUCACGGGAAUCACAACAGUCCCUCCCAUUAAAGUUCUAGUUCCAUUACUGGGUCAUUAUCUUAUUCUGCGGAACUCUAGAUUGUUUUAUUGCAAUUAUGAGGGAUGAAUAGUCAACUUUGUUAUCCGACGCAAAUCAACAUAAGGAUUCAAGAUAAUUCAAGAAAGUUUAGUCGCCGAGAAUAGCUACGCAUUACUGUUUUCAAAAUGAAAUCUUGUCCACCAAAUUCCAGUUACGUCACAAUUCAAAGCAACAAACACUUCAAACAAAUUCAAAAGCUCGAAGCCAUGGGCGCGAUCCAUUCAACCAAAAUUUCCGGAAAUUUCAGUCCAAAACUCAAUGGAUCGGUUCGGUCCAACCGGAAACGUUUCGAAAAACGGGUCCACCUUUUGAGGUGGACCACUUUUCCCGGUCGGACCGGUUGGAAUUUUGGUUGAAUGGAUCGCGCCCAUGGCUUCGAGCUUUUGAAUUGUUUGCCACCGGAAAAGCAGUCAAAAAUGUCGAUCAGAAAAAGGCUUUAUUGCUGCACACUGCCGGAUUAAAUGUGCAAGAUAUUUAUUUCACGUUGACCGAAGAAGGAGGAUCAGAUAGCUAUCAGAAAGCAAAGGCGACCUUGAAUAAAUGUUUCAAACCGCAAGUGAAUGUUCCGUAUGAAAAGCUUUGUUUUCGUGAAAAAGGCCAACUGGCAAACGAAACCGUCGAACAGUUUGUUACCAGACUGAGACAAAAAGCCCAAACCUGCGAAUUCGGAGACGCUGCUACUGUGAAUGAGCAAAUUCGUGAUCAAGUGACAAGCAAUUGCUUGUCGCACGAACCCCGUCGGAAGUUACUGCAUAAGGGUCGAAACUUGACACUACCACAAUUAAGAGAAAUUGCUCGUUCUAUGGAGGAAUCUGAAAAACAGGCCCGUUAA